This is a messenger RNA of Ixodes scapularis (black-legged tick), 753 nucleotides long. RefSeq lists its product as uncharacterized. The transcript is spliced from 4 exons. NCBI's taxonomy places the organism in Eukaryota, Metazoa, Arthropoda, Arachnida, Ixodida, Ixodidae. Bases 1 to 753 code for a protein of 250 amino acids. The record is from RefSeq and is a predicted model, not a curated record.
AUGCUACCCGACGGUGCCCCACCGCUAUACGGCGAGAUUUUUCUCAUGGCUCAAGCGGGCCAAAGGUUACAAAUUCAGAAGCAGCUGACAAUUGGUUUUGAGAGAGGUGCAGUGUCGCAAAGCAAGCUUGACGACCUUAUUCUGACAUUCGUUGUGGACACGUCACAAGCAUUUUCAGUUGUUGAAGCACCGAGCUUUGUGAAAAUGGUGAAAUCGCUGGCGCCGAAGUGCAGCGUUUUGACUCGAAGAAUGCUUAUGACGCGAAUGGAGGCCAGCUGUGACGCAAUGAAGCUGCGGCUCAAGGCAACUUUGGGAGAUGUGACAUACGUGACGGUGACAGCGGACUGCUGGACGACCUUUCGACGGAGCUACCUGGCGGCUACCGUUUCCUGGCUUGAGCCCUCCCUCAGCAGGAAAUCCGCCGUUCUCCUCUGCCGUCGCAUGACUGGACGAGUCACCUAUGACAAAAUUGCAGACACCCUCCAGAAAUCCUUUGACGACUACGGUCUGCGAGGAAAGGUUACGAAGGUGAUAACGGACAACGGUGCAAACUUCGUCAAAGCCUUCAGACUUUUUGGCGAAAAGGAUGUCGAAGACGCGCAUCACGACGAAGAUGACGACGCCUUCACCGAGGCCGUGGAGGUGGCGCCUUUGCUAAACAACGUACCCGCAGGCGAGGCCCGCCUUCCUCCUCAUCAUCGGUGCUCUGCACACCUUGAACUUGGUAGCGACGGCGGAUGCGUCGGAGGCUGA